Didymodactylos carnosus is the source of this 1386-nucleotide messenger RNA. NCBI's taxonomy places the organism in Eukaryota, Metazoa, Rotifera, Eurotatoria, Philodinida, Philodinidae. The record is from the annotation of a GenBank genome assembly.
AUGUCAAAAGCACGAAAUUCAAAAUGUGAUUUAAAAUUUUCAAUCAAAAGUUUAAUUAGUUCCGAGACCGACAAAGUAUUUCAUGUAGCAAAACAUAUACCAUCAAACAAUACUCUAAAACGAUUAGUGGAUGUACCAUUGUCGUCGAUUAUCACCACGACCACAGCUACAGCUUCAUCGGCUACGACAUUUCGAUUAAAUCAUGAACUUUAUCGAAGACGUGCAACACAACCACCACCGUUAGUUCCAUCACAACAACUACCAAUCAAUAAUAACACAUUUAUUGCAUCUUCCUUAUUUCCAUUUUUAAAUACAAUAACAAAUAGAAAUUCAACAAAACAUCCAUGUUGGCAAAUAAAUCCCACUUUACUAUCGAAUAUUCAUGAACAAUUAACAAUGUCACUGAAUCCAGAACGUUCACCCGCAAAUUUUAUUAACAAAAUUAAUCAAUAUUGGGAAUCAAUUCAUCAAUGUGAACCUCAAAUUAACUCUUCUGAAACAAAACGUAUUAGUCAACAAAACAUUUAUUCAACAACAAUCGCAACAACAGCAACCGGAUUAAACGGUCAAAUAUCACCAUGUACGACAACAACUAGUACAGAUUCUGUUGCGAAUAGAUCGAAUUCAGAGAAAUCAGAUGAUGUAAAAUAUGAGGAAGAGGACGAAGAGACAACGGAGGAAGAAGAUGAUAUGAGUGAUCGACCAAUUGAAAUUGAAAGUGAGGGAGAGGAAGAUGAGUCCAUGGAAAAAGAAUGUUUUGUUGAAAACAAUGAAGAAAAUGAUAAGUUAAAAACGUAUCCAUGUCCACAAUGUGAAAAGUCACAAUGUGUUUGUGGCAAAGGUUUUCGUCAAGCAUCUACAUUGUGUCGUCAUAAAAUAAUUCAUACGUCUGAAAAACCUCAUGCAUGUCGUAUUUGUGGAAAAGCAUUUAAUCGUUCAUCAACAUUGAAUACUCACAUGCGAAUACAUCAAAAUUUUAAACCAUGGGUAUGUGAACAUUGUGGCAAAGGUUUUCAUCAAAAAGGAAAUUAUAAAAAUCAUAAAUUGACUCAUUCAACAACAAAACAAUAUAAAUGUUCAAUUUGUCACAAAGCAUUUCAUCAAAUAUACAAUUUAAAAUUUCAUAUGUAUACUCACAGUGAUAUUAAACCGUAUACAUGUUUCAUGUGUACAAAAGGUUUUUGUAGAAAUUUUGAUUUAAAAAAACAUAUGAGAAAUGUUCAUGUUAAUGGAGGAGUGGGAUUUAGAGGACCAACAACAUUGGAUCAUUCGUUUCAUCAUCAUCAUUAUCAUCAUUUAUCAUCGACAACUUCGACAAAGACAUCACAACUAUCAUCGUCAAUUAGUGACAGUUUUCAUGAUGAAAGUCGUUCAUUGACCAAAUGA